AUGCAGUGGCGAGCUGCUGCACCCGGCCUUGGCUUGAGCAUCCUUGCAAGAAACCAGCUCUUUGUUCAACUUUCGACCUUGGUUGUUGGAAGCACCUUUAUUGGCACGGGAUUCCAGCGUGUUAGUUCAAGUUUCUUGCAGAAAUACAUCCGAUGGCCGAAAAGCUGCAACAAUUUGGCCUUCAUCAUCGGCUGCAGCUCCUCCAUCAUUUGGGCAGGAGGUGGUCUUUCCAUCACCCAUCGAGCCAUGGGAGAUGUCGGAUCAUUAGGUCUUGCCCUGUGGGCCGGAGCGCUCUACAUGUUGUGUUUCGCUUGCGUCACGCAGCAAUGGCAAGUUUACAUCUUGAACGCUGUCCUUUUGGGCCCACAAGCUUUAGCUUUCCCCGCUAUCUCUGCAAUAAAGAGUCGGCUGGUCGCAGAACACGAGCAGGGCCUUCUUCAAGGUGCUUUGACCACCGGCAAGAGCAUUGCCGAGUGUAUUGGUCCUAUUCUCUUCGGUUUCCUCUUCGAGGCCUUCAGCCGGCCUUUCGAGGGUGACUCGGGUGACUCCGGACACUCUCAGUUUGCUUCGAGGUGCUUGUGCUGCGCGUCCUGGUUUCAACAAAACUUCACAUUCUCCUACGGCUUCAAUCACAGGAUCCCAAUUCUGAUCGCAUUCCUCCUCUGCCUUCCACUUCUCUGCCUAACCGCCGUCAUCCCCCAGAAGCUGGCCAACUUUGAGCAACAGCUACUUGACCGGACGGUGAAUAUCGAGAUGGAAAACCUGGAGGCUGAAGACGUGAGCUUGCUGGACCCGAGCCAGAGGGACAAACUGCUUUAGCGCCUAGCUUGGAGGCGUUUCCAGGUCCUUGUGCUGAAAAGGCGGCUGAUGAUGGGCGCCGUGACGGUUUCACCGGGUUCCAUGUGUUGGGAUCGAUGAGACACAAGGUUUCUGUAUCUCAACGGCGCAGACGCCAGAGUUUCAGAUCUCUCCCAGACAAUGGCUCUGAGAAUCGAUUCAACGUGGUGGAGG
Molecule: messenger RNA, 1011 nt
Organism: Cladocopium goreaui
Lineage: Eukaryota; Dinophyceae; Suessiales; Symbiodiniaceae
Source: the annotation of a GenBank genome assembly